GUUGAGAAUCCCUGGUGUAGUGUACUGUAUGAUGCUCUGCUCCAGCAGUCAGUGUAGUGUAGUAGUAUAGUGUAGUGUGUUAUAGUGUAGUGUCUAAUAGUGUUGUGUAGUAUAGUUUUAUAGGGUUAUAGUAUAUUGUAGUGUGUGAAGUUCCAGCAUUCAGUGUACUGUAGUGUUGUAGUGUAGUGUAGUAGUGUGUAGUGUAGUGCUCCAGCAGUCAGCAGACAGUCAGCUGCAGGUUUGAUGCUGGAGAAACAGCAGCUCUGAAUGGCUGCUGCUGAACCCGUGACGGUCAUGAGAACAACUCAAGGGCUUUCAGAGAGUCUCUCACACACACACAGAUCUUCAGAGCCCUUCAGACCAGCUCAAACACACUCCACUGCAGGUGUAUCUGCUGAUUCUGGGAUCAUGUCUUACGGAGGAUCAGGUUCAGUGUCUCGAGGAGAAUUCAGUGUUCAUUUCUCCAGCAGACGAGGAGCAGGACUCAUACGAGCAGAAGAAUCCCCAACGCUCCUCCAGCAUACGAGAAGAUCGCCUCUGGACCAUCACCUCCACCAUACACACCUUAAAACACACACACACACACACACACACUGAGGAAAACAUCUGUAAAUCUGCAGGAUAAAGAGCCCUGAGCAUCAUCUGCAUUCACCACCGCUGGACUAAACUCAACGACAACCAUCUGCUUUAUUAAUAUCAAUGUUUAUUCAAUAAAUGUUAGAUGUGGAGCUCAGAAAUGCAAUAACUAUUGAAAAGUUCUGGUUUAAAUUGGAUGUAUUUAAAAGGAAAACACUCUUGGGAUGCACCGAUGUCAUCUAUCAGAGUUUGAACAAUGAGUCACUAUUUACAUCACUGAAAUUGUAUUUAAAUGACAUGUCUAAUGUCUAAUAAUAAUAAUAACUCAACACUAUCCAAAAUCCCCAUAAACCUCAUCAUAGAGACAGCAGAAGUCACUCCUAAUAGUUUUAAUGUGUCAAAAAUGGCCCUUUUAGGUUUAUUAAAUAUUAACACUUAAGCAUUUUAAUAACACACUCAACAUUCUUUAGUGAACAGAAUUACUCUGCAACAAAACUGAAGGAGUAAACAUCUGUAUGCAGUAAAGUUACACAUUUAUAUGCAUCAAAGCAUGUUUUGGAAACAAUAAACAUAAUUUCACUGAAUUAUUUUA
Messenger RNA from Danio rerio (zebrafish), 1168 nucleotides. NCBI's taxonomy places the organism in Eukaryota, Metazoa, Chordata, Actinopteri, Cypriniformes, Danionidae. The record is from RefSeq and is a predicted model, not a curated record.